Fibroporia radiculosa is the source of this 804-nucleotide messenger RNA. RefSeq lists its product as uncharacterized. The record is from RefSeq and is a predicted model, not a curated record. The transcript is spliced from 6 exons. NCBI's taxonomy places the organism in Eukaryota, Fungi, Basidiomycota, Agaricomycetes, Polyporales, Fibroporiaceae. Bases 1 to 804 code for a protein of 267 amino acids. Gene Ontology annotation, molecular function: oxidoreductase activity, acting on the CH-OH group of donors, NAD or NADP as acceptor.
AUGCCUUCUUAUGCAGUUGUUGGUGCUUCUCGCGGCAUCGGACUGGAGAUUGCUAUGAAUCCCGUCAACGUCGUCUUUGCCCUCGUCCGAGACAAAUCCAAUUCGCCGCAUAUAAGUACCUUGGCUUCUUCGCACGUCAAUGUGUUUGUUGUAGAGGCAGAUGCCAUUGACCAUCGCGCGUUGACGGCUGCCGCUGCAGAGGCCGCCAAAGUCACUGGCGGGAGCUUAGAUGUCCUCAUCUACAAUGCAGCACACAUGGACAUCACAUACUUGUUCCAUAGCCUAACCGACUAUGACAAUGGCGAUCAGCUCGAUACGGAGAUCACAAAGGCAUUUAAGGUCAAUGUUCUUGGUGCCGUCCACUCUGUCAAUGCCUUCCUCCCGCUGCUGCGUGAAGGAGCAACAAAGAAAGUGCUAAUAAUGAGCAGCGAAGCUGGGGACCGCGAGCUCACACGACAAAUCCAAUUCUCCACCAUGGGAGCAUACGGACUUACAAAGGCCGCUCUUGACAUGGUCAUGGCGAAGUAUGCUGUGCAGCUGAAGAAAGAAGGCUUUACUAUCUUUUCAGUGAGCCCUGGACCUACAGACACAACAGAUACAGCUACUCAGACCACGAUCGCAGCAUCAAGGCCGGAGUUAGAGGAGUUAAUAAGACAAUGGAAGGAGGUAGACCCUAACCUGGAUCCUACACUGAAGCCCGUUGAUGAGAUAGUGAGGAAAAUGCUUAAGCUCCUCGCUUCACUGGGUCCUGCGGACUCGGGUACUUUCCGGCCCUCUGAAGAAAUCCGUGCGAUACAGAUUUAG